Messenger RNA from Caretta caretta (loggerhead turtle), 12822 nucleotides. It is a transcript of the gene PLEKHG2, whose product is annotated as pleckstrin homology and RhoGEF domain containing G2. Gene Ontology annotation, molecular function: guanyl-nucleotide exchange factor activity; small GTPase binding. Lineage: Eukaryota; Metazoa; Chordata; Testudines; Cheloniidae. Gene Ontology annotation, biological process: regulation of actin filament polymerization. The record is from RefSeq and is a predicted model, not a curated record.
CCUGAUAUCUCACCUCAAUCUCCCUCGCUGCGGAUUAAGCCCAUUGCGUCUUGUUCUGCCUCCAGUGGACGUGGAGAACAGCUGAUCCCUGUCCUCUUUACAACACCAAUUAACAUAUUAAUUGUUCUCAGGUCCCCCCUCAGUCUUCUUUCCCACAGACUAAACCUGCCCAUGUUUUUUAACCUCUCCUCCUAGGGCAGGUUUGCUAAACCUUGGAUCCUUUUUGUGGCUCUCCUCUGGGCUCUCUCCAAUUUGCCCACGUCUCUCCUAAAGCGCGGCGCCCAGAACUGGACACCGUAGCCUCACCGGUGCUGAGUCGCGCAGGACAGUGACCUCCCGUGUCUUGCGUACGACGCUCCUGUUAACACACCCAGAAUGAUGCUAGCUUUUUUUGCAACUGCUUCUCCUUGUUGACUCAUAUUCAGUUUGUGAUCCACUCCAACGCCCAGAUCCUUUCCGGCAGCACGACCCCCUAGCCGGUUAUUCCCCAUUUUCCAUCUGAUUUUUCCUUCCAACGUGACGUUCUUUGCACUUGUCUUUAUUGAAGUUCAUCCUGUAGAUUUCAGACCGAGUCUCCGAUUUGUCCUGGUCAUUUUCAAUUCUAAUCCUGCCCUGCAAAGUGUGCAGCACCCCUCCCAGCUUGGUGUCAUCUGCAGCUUGUAUAACCAGGAGUCUCCGCUCCAUUAUCCGAGUCACUGAGGAAAAUAUUGACCAGUGCCGGGCCCAGGACUGACCCCUGUGGCACCCACUACGCCCUCCCACUUUGACAGUGACCUGUUGAUUACUCCUUUUUGAGUUCGGUCUUUCCACCAGUUGUGCGCCCACCGGACAGCGAUUUGAUCGAGAAGACCCACGGUUCCCUCAUUUGCCUGUGAGACUGUCAUGCGGGACUGUGUCAAAAGCCUUAGUCAAAUCAAGCGAUUUCAUGUCUACAGCUUCCCACUCGGCCAACGACCCUGCCGAAGAAAGGAAUUAGGACGUCCGUCGGAGACCACAGCACCAUGCCUGAGGGAGCUCGUCGGGGCAGCAACAAGAAAGCAGGCAAUCAAGUGGUCGCCAGACCAUCCUCCGUGUCCUCGCUGAGCGGGAUCGCCGGCGGUAUGGCUGCCGCCACCAUCUCGGGCAGCUGCACCUCGGUCAACACGGUGUGCUCGGACGGCGAGCGGCCCGUCAGCCUCAGCUCCUCUGCCUCCUCCGCCUCCCUGCCCGACAGCCAGAGCGCCUUCGGCAGCAGCGGGGCCUUGGGUGGGGGCUGCCCCGCCGGCUACCCCCCCGACGCCCAGCAGAACGGCAGCGACAUCAGCCUCGACCUCACCCCCGUGGCGCUGCUGGAGGGGUCGGCCGAGCCGAGCGCCCCGGGGGGGGCCAAGCGUGGUGGUGCCUGGUCCCCCGGGCCUGCCAGAGCCAGGGAACGGCGGGUCAAGCUGUCCCAACUGGACCGGGUGGUGCUGGAGAUUGUGGAGACGGAGCAGGCUUACGUCCGGGACCUGAGGAGCAUCGUGGAGGAUUAUCUUGGCUGUAUCAUAGACAGUGGACACCUGCCCCUCAAACCUGAGCAAGUGAGCACUUUGUUCUGCAACAUCGAAGACAUCUAUGAGUUUAACAGCGAGCUCCUGGAAGAGCUGGAGAGCAACAGCAGCGCCCAUGCCAUCGCUGAGUGCUUCGUGCAACGGAGUGAGGAAUUUGACAUCUACACCCUCUACUGCAUGAACUACCCCAACUCAGUGUCAGUGCUGCGGGAGUGCAUGGAGAACCAGGUGCUGGCGGGGUUUUUCCGGGAGCGCCAGGCCACGCUGUGCCACUCCCUGCCCCUGGAGACCUACCUGCUGAAACCCGUCCAGAGGAUCCUCAAGUACCAUCUCCUGCUGCAGGAGCUGGCCCGGCACUGUGAGCGGAGCAGCGCGGGCUACGAGGCGGUGGAGGAAGCCACCAUCACCAUGACGGCCGUGGCCUGGUACAUCAAUGACAUGAAGCGCAAGCAGGAACACGCCGCCCGGCUGCAGGAGCUGCAGGGGCUGCUGGUGGACUGGAUGGGGCCGGAGCUGGAGGCCUUCGGGGAGCUGGUGCUGGAGGGGCAGUUCCGGGUACAGCGGGUGCGGCGGGAACGCGCCUUCUUCCUCUUCAGCAAGAUGCUGCUGGUCGCCAAGCGCCGCGGGCCGGCCUUCGUCUACAAGAGCCACAUCUUCUGCUGUAACCUGGCCCUGUCGGAGAGCCUCAAGGACCCCCUGAGCUUCAAGAUCUCGGACCUCACCAUCCCCAAGCAGCAGCACGUGGUGCAGGCCAGGAACCAGGAGGAGAAGCGGCUGUGGAUCCAUUACCUGAAGCGUCUGAUUGUCGAGAACCACCCAGCGUCGAUCCCUCAGAAGGCCAAGCAAGUGCUGCUGGAGAACAGCUUCCAAAGCUCCCCGGAGAUCCGCUGCAGCCCGGAGCCCCUGAAGACGCCGGCCCCCUCUCCAAGGAUGGAGGAUGCUUGGGGCUACGGCCGCGGCAGGCGGCAGUCAGAGCCGCCGGAGAGAGCCCGCAAAAGCUGCCCCGUCGCCCAGCUGGAUGGCGCCCCUCAAUACCGCCGUGGACGCAGGCAGUCCGAGCCGGCCACUGAGCUGAGCCAGAUGGGACAGGAGCAGAACGGUCGCUGUCGGGGGCUCCCAGCCACCCCCAAAUUGAAGCACGCGGGCAGUGAGGGGGAGCUGUUCCCCGCCCCACUACCCCUGGCGCCCUCGGGCAGCGUCUGCACCCUGGACUCCAGCGUGGCUGAGGAGUCAGACCCCGGCGAGGAUGCCGAGUCGCCCCCGUUCUGCCUGGCCGAGGAGCCGCUGUCCAUCACUGAGGAGAUCCUGGAGCUGCUCAGCCAGAGGGGGCUGAGCAGGGACCUGGGGACAGAGGAGACACCCUGGGGGCAGGGGGAGCAGCGCCCUGGGAGCCCCACUCCACAGCCGGAGCAGGAUCCGCCUCCGGGCCGCAUCGUGCUGGAAGAACGAGCAGAGGGAAGCGAAGUUCAGGAGGGAGAUGCCCCUGGGCGAGACGAGCCCCGCCGUAGUAGCUUCGGCGUGAUGCAACCCCUCCCGCCGUGCCAUCCCCCCCGCAGCGAAUCGGAGGAGGAGCAGCAAAAGCAGGAGCGGGGCCCUUCCCCUCUUUGUGUCCUAGAAGACCUGGAUGCAGAGGAGGCUGCCGGCAAGCCAGAGGUCCUGGCAGGGGAUAACGCUUUGCGUGAAGGGCUGGAAGCAUCCAGCGGGGAGCUGGGCGCCACCAAUGGGGCCUGCCCCCCGUACGGGGAUGGGGCAGCACGGGACUCGCCGCUGACCCGAGACGACCGGCUGCUUAUUGAGAAGAUCAAGUGCUACUACGAGGCGGGCGAGGCUGCCCCAGACCCCCCCGCUCAGGAGGGCGCCCUCUCCGCCCCUGCAGGUGUGGUGCGGGACUCUGUGUUCCACCUCAACCGCCUCCCCCAGCAGGAGGGCGCCACGGACCGUGAGGGAGGCAGGGCUUGUUGGGCCAAGGCCCGCCCUGCCCGCCAGGAAGAUGCUAGGAGGAGGUGGGGCCAGUUUCUUGACCAAAACACCAGCCCUCAUGGUGCCAACCAAGAGGAUUCUGGGAAGGGGGCGGGCCUGGCCUUUGAACAAGGCACUGAAUUUGGCACCAACCAAGAGGCCCAAGAGGAUGCUGGGAAGGGUCAGGGCCGGCCUAUCAACCCAGACAUCCAUGGCACCAACCAAGAGGAUACUGGGAGGGGGCAUGGUCAAUUCAUCAACCAAAACACCCAAUCUGGUGCCAACCAAGAGGAUUCUGGGAAGGGGCGGGGCCGGCCUAUCAACCCAGACAUCCAUGGCACCAACCAAGAGGAUGCUGGGAAGGGGCGUGGUCAAUUCAUCGACCAAAACACCCAAUCUGCUGCCAACCAAGAGGAUGCUGGGAAGGGGCGGGGCCAGCUCAUCGACCAAGGCACCGAAGCUGGUGCCAACCAAGAGGAUGCUGGGAAGGGGCGGGGCCAGCCUGCCAGCCAUGCUGCCCUGCCCGCUGCCAGCCAGGAGCCCGAGUACAGGUCGUGCGCGGAGAUCCGGCGGGCCUGGCGGGAGAAAGAGCGGGGGGCGGUGGACGCCCUGGGAGGGCGCACCCCCCUCACGAAGCGAGGCAGCAAAGGGCCGGUGGCUGCUCGCGAGCCCCCACCGUUCCUGGAGCCCCUGUGGAUCGUGGAGGAGUCUGAUCUGGCUGCCCCGCCCCGGCCGCCCCGCGGCGACGGGCUCCCUCGCGCCGACGGUGUCCCGCCCGCCGGCUACGCCCCCCUGCCCGGGCUGUCCGAGGACAGUGCCCCUUGCCUGCUGGAGAACUCGGAGCGGAUCCUCAGCAAGGUGCAAGCCCUGGCCCGGAUGUACAGCGAGAAGAUCGGCCGGGCCAAGGCGGCCCGGAGGCCGCAGGACGGGCCGCACCGCCCGGCACCCAGCAGGAUGGGCACCCUGCAAAGCCUGCGGGAGGAGAUGCCAGGGCCCUGCCUCCCUCUCUGCGAGCCCCGGAUCUACGGCCACGUGCUCAUCCGUGAGCCCCUCCUGCACCUGAACUGCAUCCAGGAGAACGUGCUGCUGGUGGCCGCCAUCCGAGGGAACGCCCUGGAUCUGCACAGCGACCGGCCUCCACCUCUCCUGGCUUCCCAGUGCCUGGGUUCGGCCCCGGCCGAGGAGCCAGGACCCGCCUGGCAGGAGCUUCCCGCCCCCGUGGCUGUUUCACCUCCCCCGCUGCUGGUGGAAUCGCCUCCGAAGCUCAGCAGGCACCCCCCGAGCCCAGGUGAUCCGGCUGGGGAAGGCCCCGGCACGGGCAGGUCUCUGCCGCCUGCUCCUGGCGCUACCGGUGGAACUGGCAUGAUGCCCGAAGCCGAGUGCCCGUCGGUGCCAGGCUGCCAAGCCAGGCUGGCGGGGGCAGAGCUGGCGGCCAGCGGGCGCCGGGGUGAGGCGAGCGCCAGGGAGGUUUCCGUGGAGACACCAGCCUCCUCUCCCUUCUCGGAAGCGGCCCUGAGCCAGCAGGCGCCGGAGGUGGCCGGUCCGGUCCCAGCCGCCUCCCCCAGCCCUGCGGAGGAGCGUGAGCCAGCGUGUGUCGGCACGUCUGCCGAGCCUGGCCUGCUGGGGCCGGGUCCCUCCAUCCCUGGCGCCGGCUCCCAGGAGCCGGCGGGGGAGCAGAACGGGCCUGCCGCCAUCCCGCUGCCCGAGGAGCGGGCCCUGGCUUUGGGCAGGGAUUCCCCGCCUGGCACUGAGGAGCCAUCGCCGGGGCCCGUCAGCUGCGGGACAGGAGAGGCGUCCCUGCCUGCCGCGCCGGACCCUGUCCUGCCAGCGGCACCCUCCGGUGCUGCGGGGUCCCCGCCUCCGCUCCACAGCAACGUCCUGCCUCUGGUAGCUCAGCUGUCCCGGGGCACCCGGCUGCCUUCCCGGGCCACGGGGGUGGCACGCCCGUCCCCAGCUGCCCAGCCCGGCCGUGCCGCAGCCCGGCCGGCUCCCACUUCGCCCAGCUCCAGCCUGGAUCGCAGCCCCCUCCCGGCUCUGCCGCGCCUCCAGACCUCCUCCCCGGCACACCGGCGCCUGUCCUCCAGCGCCGCGGCCAUCUCCAGGUACAUUGCCGCCUCCUGCAUCAGCCAGAGCCUGGCCAAGAGAAAUGCUGCCCCCUCGGGGCCACCUGGCAUCCAGCCUCCUCCAGCAGAGACUCCGGCACCCACCAGGCCUCUGCCUGCUUGCUCAGCCAUCCCGAGACCGGCUCCCGGCCCCUUGGGGCCACCUGGCAUCCAGCCUCCGUUGGCAGAGACCCCGGCACCCACUAGGCCUCUGCCUCCCUGCUCAGCCAUCCCGAGACCGCCCCCCAGCCCCUUGGGGCCACCUGGCACCCAGCCUCCGUCAGCAGAGACCUCGGCACCCACCAAGCCUCUGCCUCCUUGCUCAGCCAUCCCGAGACCGCCCUCCUGCCCCUUGGGGCCACCUGGCACCCAGCCUCUGUCAGCAGAGACCUCGGCACCCACCAAGCCUCUGCCUCCUUGCUCAGCCGUCCCGAGACCACCCCCCGGCCCCUUGGGGUCCAGAGCCCUAGCACCCCCAUCUGCUCCAUUACCCAGUGAGAAGGCCAAUGCCUGGUCCCAUUGUACCAGCAAGCGGGACCCUUCCCAGCUCAGCGUCUGCCCUCCCCCCUGUGCCAGCCCUGGGUCGCCCUCUCCCGCGGGCUGUUGCCGCAAUUCCAGCUGGCUGGGGGAGCCCAUCCCCUUGGCGCCUGGCUCAGCCGUGCUGCUGGCCUUCGACCGUCUCUCGGGGAUGUGCCUGGGCCCCCGAGCUAAGCAGCCCACCCCCUUCUCCUCUGCUUCAGAGCCCAGCUCCAGGGUCCAGUCUCCAGCGCCGGCCUGCCAGCGGGUGUGCUCCCCCCCUCCCUCCAGCCAACGCCCUGCAGUGGGAAGAGCUGGCUGUGCCCCCCCACGGCCUUGCUCCUUCGCCCCCUUGCAUGUCCCCACCCAGCCUUCCACCCCCCGCCUCUCCUCCCCCCUGCAGCCCACCUCCUACCCCUCCGCCACGUUACCUCAGCCAGGCAGGAGGCCGAGGGGAAACCCCGAGAGCCCCCCAUCCCCUAGGGAUGCAGACCGGGUGGGGUGCUGCUCCGGGGCACCCUCUAGCGGCUCAGCCAGUCCCAGCCCCGAUGAACUGGAUGGCAUCAAGUGGCCGGACAUUCCCGGCUUGCGUUCCAGGUACGCUGAGCGGGCGGGCAGCAUGGGGCCGCCGGGUUCGCCAGAGGAGUACCCCAAAGCGAGGGGGGACUUGGCUCGGGACACGGGACCCCAUCGGGCCAGCUACUCCACCACCGUCAACAUCCAGAUCGGGGGCAGCGGCCGGAUCGCCUCCUUCAGCAACGCGCAGGUCAGCCUCACCCACCCGCUGCUGGCGGCACCUGGGCAGCCCAGCACAAGGCGGAUCAACGGCAGCACCUUAGAGACCCCGCAGAAAACGUGACGGGCCAGGUCGGGCAGGGGGGGUUUACAGCCACGGCUGCAGGACCACUCCUGGCUCUGCAUGUCCCCGGGACCAAUGGGACCAAUUUCUAGGGCUGGAUGGUAGGGGGGGAUGAAUUGUUAUUGACCCACUGGGGUUGGCAGGGGUGGGGCCAGAUCCCCAGCUAGGGUAAUUUGGCCCUACUCUAUUGACACCAGCUGGGGGUCUGGGCCCAUUGACCUCAAUGGAAUGAGGCCCAUUGAUACCAGCUGGGGGUCUGGGUCCAUUAAUGGAGCGACGCCCAUUGACCCCACUGCAGUGAGGCCCGUUGAUACCAGCUGGGGAUCUGGGCCCAUUGACCCCAAUGGAAUGAAGCCCCUUGAUGCCAGCUGUGGAUCUGGUUUCCUUGGGUGACUUUAGAGGCACAGUGGGGUGGAUAAGGCCAGCUGAACUCAAGAGUCUGUCUGUGCAAUUAAGCAACUGUCUCUAGCCCUCCCAGGCCAGGAGGGAGCUGCGGGACCUGUUCUGUAAAAGCCGUGUGGCCCCAGCGGAUUGUGCUCGUCCCAGCCAGGUGGCCACGGCACCCACAGGCCAACAGGCUAAGUGUUCUCCGCCUUGCAAGCCCCCACCUGAGGCAAACGGCAUUCGGUUCUGGCUCUGGGUUGUUUUAACUGCCUAGCUCGUUCCUCGGCGGAUUGGGCCUGGACGGGGACCAAAGUGAGCGGUGUGGGUGUUUGUAAAGAGGAGUGGGCACUAGGGGGACACAAACGCACACAAAAGCCUAGCCAGCAGGGGGCAGGAUACACACCUGCACGCACCCUUCAGCGUGCAUGGUGCAGUACGGACAUAUGCACACCUCUUUAGCCAGCAGGGGGAUCUGCACGCACACCCGCCUAGCCAGAAGGGAGCAGUGUGGACCCACGCAGAGCCAGCAGGGGGCAGUAGGCAUACACCCAACUAUUUUCCUGCUCCUUUUAAAGGUGAAAACCAAAGUGUCUUCCGGGCCAAAUCCUUGCUUCAGCCACACUCUGCUUGAAGCAGCCCAGCAGAGCGAGGGCAGCAGGCCUGGGGAAAGCCAUUGUCCUGGUGCAGAGCCUGGUGCAUUAAGCUGCGUGGAGCCUGGCUCGGCUUGCUAGACCCGGGGGUCAGUUUGUCUUUGGACUCUGGUGCAUUGAGAUGCUGAGCUGUGGCAGCCAGACAAUCCCUGUUGUGCCUUCACUCUGGUGUUUGGGCCUCCCCGGGCAGAAAUCCAGCUCCACAGAAGUCCCCCUUAAACCUGCGUGAGCUGUUGCCCAGGGGUCGUAUUCCUAGUUCUGCUACAAACUCCUAGUGUGUGACUGUGGUCUAGUCACUUCAUCUGCCCUGUGCCUCAUUUCCCCCCAGGGGGAUUGUGGACUCUUUGGGGCAGGGUGUGUUGCUUGCUCUGGGCACGGCAUACAUCUCAAUUUUUCCGGGUGCUACUGUAAUUAAUCUAAUAGACACUGAAACUACAGCUCUGGUGAGCUGAAGCUGGUGCAUGCCCUAAAAUAUGUAGGAAGUGGGAAGUUGCUUUCUCUCCAAGGGAACCACAGGUGUGUCCUCAACACAUGCUUAAGAGUUGGCCCCAGGAUCACACAGAGCGUGCUGGAAAUGUCAAGGCAGCCAAGUCCGUCUGUUUACGAGGCCUAAACGCACCUUAAACUCAAAUUUGCCCGUAAAAAUUGCAUUGGGACAGUUGGGUAGAACCGGUUUUUAAAAAUAUUUGUAUCAGAUCAACAUUGAAAUCAUCAGCUCAAUGUCUGUUUAAACCAGCUGGGAAUCUGGCCCCAUUGACUCGCCCCGUUUAAACUUGGUGGCUCUCCAGCUCUACAGAGUGGCCACUGGUCCAAAUUACUCCAGAAUGAUUUUUUCCCCCUCCCUAGGCACAUAAAACCCUGUAACUCAAAACCACUCCUCAGUUUCUUCCCAGCUUUCCCUGGAGCUGAGUUGCCCUGAGAUUCUAGUGGAUCUCGCUGAUGAAUUCAAGAUGCAAAAUACCAGUUUGCUUAAAUAUUGCACAGGUACAGUAAAAUCCCUCCAGAUGGAGCAAUCCUGGGUUGUGAUUUGGAUGAAACUUCUUGGAAUGUUUGAAUCCCUGCUUGUUUUCCUUGAAAUUAACAAGGGGAAAUUGUGUGUGUGUGUGUGUGUGUGUGUUUCCUUUCCCUAAAAGAGGAAAUCAGGAACAGGGUGGCAAUAAAAUGAGAAUAAUGAAAUAAAGAUCGGCUCCUUGGAAAAGCAGUGCAGCUAUGUCUGUGGUUUUGCAAUGAGUUUUUCUGCUUCAUUUCUAAAGCUGGGAUUGCACAAGGCGAUUUUUAAAUUGGAGCAGCAGGUAGUUAAAAAGAGACUCUGGUAUUUAAUAUCGAGCCUUCCAGAUGGAACCAUUUAGCUACAUGUUUCUGCAAAUUAUUUCACAGCCCACCAAUUGGGUGGCGGGGGGGGAUCUCUCUAGGGUUAUUAGCUCCUUUACUGCUUGUAAUGUAUGAGCCUGCAUGUUUUCGUCCAUUUGAGAUUCAACUUUUUUCUCCUCUGACUGCUGGGGCAAUGCUCGCCUUGGGCAAUCUGGCCAAGAUGUCAAGACCAGGUUUAAAAUGUCAUUCAUUUCCUUCUCUUGUGGCCUUUUUUUUUUUUUUUAAAAGGCCAGAAGGCACCAUCCUGCCUUUCUGUAUAAUCCAGGCAGCCAGCCCCUCCUGGCCAUUCCUGUCCGGCCCAUGCCUUCAGGCUAAACUAGAGCCAAUCUUUAGCCAGUCUUGAUCUAAAGAGUCUGAGAGAUGGAGAAUCUGCCCUGUCCCUUGGGGAACUUCUCCAAUGGUUAGCUCCUUGCCCCAUUACCCACUUGCUGCCCCCUCCCUGUUUCCAGUCUCCCUACCUCUAGAUCUUGUUCUCCCUUUGCUCAAUUAUCAAGCCCUCCACUAUCAACAAACUCCUUCCCGUGUAGGUCCGACUGCCCCUUUUUGACUCAAGCGGCUCGUCAAAGGUGGGGGCCAUGCAAUUGUUCCAGCUGGGAAGAGAAGUUGACGAUAGAAUCUGGCACCUUUGAUGCAAUCUUGUUUAUUUGCAAGGGACCAAACAAAGUCCUGUUUCUCUGAACACAGGUGGACCCAAAACAUGAGAGCUCGCUUCCUUACCCACAGCAGCACACAUCCUGUGGGUGUGUCUGUCUUUCUUUCUGUGCUUCUGUGUGUCUCCCUCUCCAUGUGCUGUGCCUCCAAGACACUUACCCCAAAAUCUAUACUCUGCCAAACUCCCCUUCACCAAAGUCUUUUGAAUUCCUGAGUGGCUGUGGUUUGCCGUGGUCUUGGAGAAUGCUGUUGUAUCUUACACUGAAGCUGAAUGAAGGACAGCUGUUAGCUCAUCCGUUUCAGGGGUUUUAACCCAACCUAGGGCAGUACUUCUAGCCCGACAUCACGUCCUCUCCUCGGUUAAUGAAAUCGACUGAGCUUCCCCAGCCCUCAGCUGGUCUCGUAGCUCCUCUUUGUUCAGGGACCUGACUCUGAUCUCACUUCCACCUGGUUUACGUCAGAGGGGGCACCAGACUGGAGCUGAGCCGAGGCCCAUCUCGCCCGGUAUCCCAGCUCUGAGGGUGGCCAGCGCCAGGUGCUGCAGAGCAAGGUGUAAGAACCCUGCAGGGGCAGAUGGGGGAUAAGCUCCCCCCUCCCCGCCACAUUAGGAAUCUGUCUCAUCUCUAAUAGUCCGAGAUCAUCUUAUGCCCUGAAGUAGGGGGUUCUGUCUCCCUCAGCAUGGUUGUAAAUCGAGCCACUCCCCCAGGGUAUUAUUAUUGACUGCGUUAGCGUAGCACCUAGGACCAGGACACCCCCUCCCCCCAUGCCAAAAAUUGAAUGUUUUCAUUGCUAUUAGGUGUAUUACGGUAGCACUCGGGCGCCCCAGUCAUGGGCCAGAUCCCAUUGUGCCAGAAGCUGUAUGUUUUUAUUAGCAUUAGUUAUGUUACAGUAGCACCCAGGAGCCCAGUCAUAAUCCAAGACCCGCCCCCACUGUGCCAGGUGCUGUACAUUUGUUUUGCUAUUAGGUGUAUUACGGUAACACUCAGGUGCCCUGUCAUGGCCCAGGACCGCAUUGUGCCCGGUGCUGUAUAUUUUUAUUGCUCUUAGGUGUAUUACGGUAGCACCUAGGUGCCCUGUCAUGGCCCAGGACACUGUUGUCAGGUGCUGUACAGAUACAGAACUGUCCUACCUCCAGUGACUUCCUGUGGGGUGUUGUCCCAAUGCAGAGGGGUGAAUCUCAGCCCUGGGGAGGAAUUGUGGUGGAGGUGGCCCUUCCUUCCCCCACCCACUGGGGAACCCCCUUCCCACCCCAUCUGCUUUGCCCUGCUUUGUCGCUGGGCCGCAUGGUACGUAUUUUUCCAGCCUCAUCCCCCCGGCACGGCUUCUAUCCCUGCCGUCCCUCGGCCAGUUCUUUCCUGGUGUCGUCUUUGCCUGUCCUCAGAGCCACCCAGCGAAUCGACCGAUUUAUUUGAUGUGGCCCCCAAAUAACACCCCACCCCUGCAAAUGGAAAAGCCGCAAGAUAGGAAAAGAUAGUGCAAAACCAACACUAGGCCUAGUGCGGCACUCAGACCAGUGGGUCGGCGGCCAGCUUGCUGGGCUUCUCUUCCCGGGUCUGGGCAGGAACGCGCCCUGCUGGUUAGGGAGGGAGCCAGGACUCCUGGGUUCCACUCUCAGGUCUGGCUUGACGUGUGGUCUAGCGGUGAGAGCCACGACUCCUGGGUUCCAGUCCCAGAUCUGGGUCGGUGUGUGAUCUAACAGAGAGAGCAAGGGGACCAGGACUCCUGGGUUCCUGUCCUAGUUCUAGGAGAGAGUGAAGAUCAACAGUUAGCGGAGGGAAGCCAGGACUCCUGGGUUCCAUUCUCAGCUGCGUCGCACCCUCCUGGGCAGACGUGACCCCCUGAGCCAUGGCGAGGAGGGAGAGGGUGACACAGGAGGUCGGUGGACAUUUGAGUGUGACCAGGGGUGUGCGGGAGGGGGACGGGGGUGAGUGGUAAGUGCUGAAGGCUGUGAAAUUGAGAAGGGAUGAGGGAUCAAGCUAUCCAGGUAUUCGUAUGCUCCUACGCUGCCCAUCACCAUGGCCUCUGAGCCCCUCCCAAGCGCUAAUGGAUUGCUCCUGCCAACGUCGCCUCAGAUUUCCCCAAUGCGCUCCAAUCCAACGGAGUGUGGCUAGCGGUGAGAGCAAAGCAGCAGGAGCCAGAAUGCCUGGGUUCUUUUCCCAGCUCAAGGUAGCUAGAUCUAGUGGUUAGAGCAAGCCAGGACUCCUGGGUUCUUCGUAAAGUCUAGGUGAGCAGUGGCAUCUAGUGGUUAGAGGAGGGGUGGGGGGGGGACUGAGAGCAGGUUUCAUGGGUUCUACCCCCAACUUUGGGAAAGGAGUGUGUUGCUUCCCGUCAGUGGUUAGAGCAGGAGGGACCAGGCGCCAGGAUCAGGCCUCCAGUAACCUUGUCUCCGUCCAAAUCGUUGGACAGCCACUUGUGACGAAAAUGAAUGUUUACACUUUCCUCUGGGCCAGCGGCCGCCUCGGCUCACACCCCUGCUCGCCAGAGCUUUUGUGGUUUUCAAACAGCUUUGUCCGUUAUUUAUGCUGUCACAAUCACCUUUAAAUUAACGCCCCAGGGUUUUUAGUUCCUCUGGCUUCUUGUGAAGUUUGCCUUCUUGUAAAUCCAUUGGCGGUGGUUAGGAUCUGAUGUUAUGUUACCGGUCUGGUGGAUUGGUUUAUGGCCCCUGUAUCAUACGUACAACUUGGUUGGACGUGUUUGUUCUUUUUACUUCUGGUUUGUUUUGUUUUUGUUUUUGUAUUAACGUUAAUUUUGGAAGAGAAAAAAAAUUGCCAGCCAUAAAUAAACAGUGAUGUUUUCAGUGA